UUUUUCUUCUCUUCGUCUUGCCUUCAUCCUCCAGCCGCAGACGUCAGUGGAACGUUUCAAUCCGCUCUCAUAUUCAGGUUAAUCUGAUUAUGAAGAUUUCCUCUGAGACGCCUCUCUGUCAAUGACGGCCAAGAUGGAGACUCCUUUCUACCACGAUGACUCCCCUGCAGUGCCCGGCUUCAGCCAGAUCGCCGAAUACGAGCGCUACUCAGGAAACAAGAUGCUGAUGAGUAAGAAGGCCAUGUCAAUGGCAGGAAGUCACCACUUCCCCAGUGGUGGCGGAGCAGGAGGGAGGGGUGGGAACCCCAACAACCUGGGGCUGGCUAGCAACAGCUCCUUGAUGACAUCAGCAGCGUCCUCUGCAGGAUCCUCAGCAGACAUGAACCUGCUAAAGCUGGCGUCCCCCGAUCUGGAGCACCUGAUCAUUCAAUCCAACCAGGGGCUGGUCACCACCAGCCCGGUGCCAAACUCCACCAAUCCCUUCAUGUACCGCAACCAGGCCACCAACGAGCAAGAAGGAUUUGCUGAUGGCUUUGUCAAGGCGCUGGCGGACCUUCACAAGCAGAACCAGCUGGUUGGAGGUGGGCCCAUGUCUCCGCCUUCAUCCUCUAGCGUCUCCCUGCAGGCGUCCUACCAGAGGAAUCUGAUGUCAGGUGGAGAUAUGCCCAUCUACACAAACCUGAGCAGCUACAACCCGGGCCAGAUGCCAUACUCCGGAGGGCAGAUGGCGUAUGGUGGAGGCUCAGGCCACGGUGGAGGUGGAGCACCUCAGCCCCACCCUCGAGGCCUGGAUGCCCCCCAGACUGUCCCUGAGGUCCCUCAUCCUGCAGGGGACCCCACCUCGCCACCGUCGCUCUCGCCAAUCGACCUGGAGACACAGGAGCGAAUCAAAGCAGAACGCAAGAAACUUCGCAACCGCAUCGCCGCAUCCAAAUGUCGCAAGCGGAAGCUGGAGCGCAUCUCACGGCUGGAGGAGAAGGUGAAAGUCCUGAAGAGCCAGAACUCGGACCUGGCCUCCACCGCCGCUAUGCUACGGGAACAGGUCGCUCAGCUGAAACAGAAGGUCAUGAGUCACGUCACAAACGGCUGCCAGAUUUCUGUAAGCUCGUCAGCUGCCAGCAAGGCCGGAGGAGGAGGCACCGGCAGUGAGGACUCCAGCUGCUGAGGAGGCGGGACAUCACGAGAAUAUGCCAAGAGGCCAUUUACUUUUACGAUUUUGCUUGUGCUUUUAGUUGGAGCGAGCAGAGAGUGAGCGGCUCGUGUCAUCAACACCUCCAGAAGGAUAGGUGGAUGUUUAAUGGCAUUCAGAGUCCCGUAAACUCUCUGUCACCUAGCCAGAGGGGGCGGAGCUUUACAGAGGAGACUGGAAAGGAAGCAAAUGGAAGAAUGCGAGCAAGUUUGGAUUACGGACGACAAUUUCUUAAAGAACACCUGGCAACAUUUGAGACUUAAAGUGUUCAGAUCCCACACAAUGCAUUUGUUUAACAAGUGGAACAAACUGUCAGAUUUCCACGUUUAUUAUGAACUGCUCACAACAUUUUUCACACAUCACACCUUCCACCUCUGUUUUUUGUUUUUUUAUUCACGCUAAAAACAUAUUUAAGAUGUUACAGAUGAAGUAACUUAUCUAAAAAAUAAUGUUUUUACAGUGCGAGCUGAGAAGCUUUAUCAUACCAUCAAAAUACCGAAAUGAAAUGAAAAACUCUUUUAUGUAAUCAGAUUACUUUUAU
Oreochromis aureus is the source of this 1730-nucleotide messenger RNA. It is a transcript of the gene june, whose product is annotated as JunE proto-oncogene, AP-1 transcription factor subunit. Gene Ontology annotation, biological process: regulation of cell population proliferation; regulation of transcription by RNA polymerase II; regulation of cell cycle. The record is from RefSeq and is a predicted model, not a curated record. NCBI's taxonomy places the organism in Eukaryota, Metazoa, Chordata, Actinopteri, Cichliformes, Cichlidae. The transcript has a single exon. Gene Ontology annotation, cellular component: transcription regulator complex. The coding region runs from base 122 to 1165 and encodes 347 amino acids. Gene Ontology annotation, molecular function: transcription factor binding; DNA-binding transcription factor activity, RNA polymerase II-specific; RNA polymerase II cis-regulatory region sequence-specific DNA binding.